AAGCGAAUUACGAAAAUGCCAACGACAUCUCGAAUAGGAAGGAAGAAUCUUAAAAAGGCAACGCAGGAGCAGACCCUGACGCUCGAGGAAGGUCACAGCAUCGCCCAGGUCGUGUCUCUCAGAGGUUCUAAUCUCAUCGAGGUAAUGGAUGUUAAAGGAGAGAAAUCAUUAGCAUUGUUUCCAGCAAAAUUUCAGAAGAGCAUGUGGAUUAAACGAGGAAGUUUUGUGGUCGUAGAUCAAACGGGAAAGGAGAAGGCUCUUGAGUCUGGUAGCAAAGUUGCAUGUAUUGUCUGUCGAGUUCUAUUCUAUGAGCAAGUUCGUGCUCUUCGAAAGUCUCCGGAAUGGCCAGAAAUCUUCAGAGAAACAAAGUCAAAGGAAGCUGAUGAAAACUCUCAAAGACAGACCACUGAGCAAGAAGAGAAUGGAGAGAUUGAUACGAGUGAUGACGAUGAUGGCUUACCGCCAUUGGAGGCCAACACAAACAGGAUGAAGCCAUUUGGGGUGCAUUUGGAAGCAGAAACAGAUUCAGGGUCCGAGUCAGAUUCGUAGAAACGCAAGUAAAGAUCUCUUAGUGCUCUCUUGAGAUUUUUCAAGCUGUACUAAUUGCAAACGAUUGGUACCCAACACAGCCGCUGAAAAAGCAUUUUAUUUAUCAAAAAGAUUGAUUUUUUA
This is a messenger RNA of Tarenaya hassleriana, 672 nucleotides long. Its product is annotated as probable RNA-binding protein EIF1AD. The record is from RefSeq and is a predicted model, not a curated record. Gene Ontology annotation, biological process: translational initiation. Lineage: Eukaryota; Viridiplantae; Streptophyta; Magnoliopsida; Brassicales; Cleomaceae. The transcript has 5 exons. Gene Ontology annotation, molecular function: translation initiation factor activity; RNA binding. Gene Ontology annotation, cellular component: nucleus. The coding region runs from base 16 to 549 and encodes 177 amino acids.